Molecule: messenger RNA, 481 nt
Organism: Drosophila ananassae
Lineage: Eukaryota; Metazoa; Arthropoda; Insecta; Diptera; Drosophilidae
Gene: ND-B12
Product: NADH dehydrogenase [ubiquinone] 1 beta subcomplex subunit 3
Exons: 3
Coding region: 102-437 (111 amino acids)
Biological process (GO): electron transport chain; mitochondrial respiratory chain complex I assembly
Cellular component (GO): mitochondrion
Source: RefSeq, a predicted model, not a curated record
CAGCUGUGUGGAAAUUUAUCGACACCUGCUCAUCUCUAAAUCAAUCGUGCGUAUAUUUAUUUGUAAUAUAUUUUUCCAAUUUUCUGCCUAAAAUUUGAGAAAUGGGUGGACAUCACGGAGAACCUUACCAAGUGCCCCAUGCAUCGGCCUACAAAGUAGAGUGUGUGCCACAGCUCGUGGAAGUGAAGGAGGCACUUGCUCGGCAGGGCUUGAAGGAUCCCUGGCUCAGGAACGAGGUGUGGCGCUAUGAGCCCAAGCAAUUCGGCACCCACAAAGGUCGCUUGAACACUUUCCUUUUCCGCGGCCUCGGCGUGGGAUUCUGCGCUUUCCUCGUCACCGCCGCUGUAGAAUAUGGCCUGGGCAUUGGCAAGGGUCAGGGCGGUCAUGGCGGUCAUGGUCAUGAAAAGGAUGAACACGGAGAUAAGGGUCACCAUUAGUUAAAUUUACGGAAAAUAAACCCUCGCUGGGAUAUCGCUUCGAA